Messenger RNA from Tachysurus fulvidraco (yellow catfish), 854 nucleotides. It is a transcript of the gene chchd7, whose product is annotated as coiled-coil-helix-coiled-coil-helix domain containing 7. Lineage: Eukaryota; Metazoa; Chordata; Actinopteri; Siluriformes; Bagridae. The coding region runs from base 216 to 479 and encodes 87 amino acids. The record is from RefSeq and is a predicted model, not a curated record. The transcript has 4 exons.
GUUUAUUUUAGCUCUCGCUGCAGAUUCGUCAGUCCUUGCUGUCAAUCACUCGAGGGGCGGGACUAAAGUUGUGUUGUGUUGUGUUUCGUAUGCCUUUCGGUUUGACAUGAAGGAAAGCUGCUGUAUGUCUCUGUAACUCAGUGAUGUGAGGACACACUGUUUCUGCAGCUUGGGGUGCAAUAACCGCACACGCGGAUCACGGCUGCAUCUGAAUCAUGAGCCCCAAGUCGAGUGCCGGAAAAGUGAGGAACGCAGACAGCAACCCUUGUAUACAGGAGAGUGAUGGAUCCCAAAAGUGCCUGGAAGCAUAUAACUACGAUAAGAGCAUGUGCUCUGCGUACUUCAUGGAGUACAAGAACUGCAGGAAGUACUGGCAUACUGUGAUGCUACAACGAAGGCGUGAAGGUAUAAAGCCUGAUAUGCCUACAGCUAGAGAGAGGGAAGAAAUGCUAGCUUCUCUGGGAGGGAAGCCCUACUGACUUUUAAUAGCAGAACACUGACUGUGCCUCUCUGAGGUGAAGUGUGAGUGUGUGGAUGAGUGCAUCCUUCUAAUAGGAAACCUUAAAAACUUUAUUUACAUUUCAGCCUGGUGGGCAGGGGUGUGUGUGUGUGGUAUGUUAGUGUGUGGGUCUAUGUGCAUGCUUGUGUAAGGAUUUGUGUGUACAUACCUGCAUGGAGUUUGUGUGAGUGCAAGUGUUUCCAUGAUGAUUUUUUUUUUAACACAUGCUCACACAGAGAUCCUAUGUAAAUCAUUCUGCAAAUCUGGCAGAUACAAAUGUAAAUCACAGACCGUUACAUAUGAUAUGAGUAUUCACAAUGAAUAUUCACAAGUCAAAUAAAUAAUGAAAAUCAAA